AUGCACAACCAUUCGAAUCGUCAUCAUGACAGUAGUACUACUGACAGGAAUCUAUCAGAAGAAACAACAACUCAUGAAGAAGAGGAAAACACUUCAGAUCAUGUAAAUAUUAAUUUAUCCUCUACAAACUUGUCAAAUAUUAAUCCGAGAUACAAAAUGUCUAGACGAAACAGUAAUGAAGAGGAAGUUUAUCCUUCCGAAAGUGGCAGGAAAAAAUCUGGCCAUUCAUCAUCAACCUAUGAUUAUGCCCCUGUACAAUUUUCAGAAAGGGACUCUUGGAGUACUCGUUCCCUUUCGAAUAGCAAACUGGUAAAGAUAAUCCUAAGACGAAAGUUUUGGUUAAUUAUUGGAUUGUUUUUACUUGUGGCCAUCACGUUCGUGGCCCUGGGUUUAUGGGUAAUCAUGCAAAUUUUUAGAAAAGAUGACAGUAUUCUAGUUGAAAGAAUUAUCAGAGAAAGAAUUAAUUCAAAAAAGAUUCUUUCGAAUAGUGAAAAGAUCGAAAUGGCAAAAAGAAAACAAUCAAUGGUCAAGGAAUAUGCUAAAGGAUUGAAUAAUUACUUGUUGCAAACGUGGUCGAAACAGUUUCAACCUUCGAAUAGUGAUAAUAUUUUGGAUUUAAUUGUUUUUAGAACAGCAAGUGGAGAUGAUCCAAUUAAUCAAAAGAAAUUGAGUGAAUUCAUAUCAGAAAAUGUUAAAACUAGUGAGAAAAUUCGAGUUCAUAUUGUUAACCAUGAAGAUAGAGAUGUCAAUUUGGAAACUGUUAAGAAUUUGAUGGAAUCUCAUUCAAAUGCAUGGUUGAUUGUUUGUUCUGAAGAAUCUAAAUUUUCAUCACUUCCUUCAAUGGUAUAUCCUUAUCACCAUUUGAUUUCCAAUGAAUUAUUCGAUUGGAUUGAUGGAAUGGAAUUUGAUGUUUUCGAAAAUAGUGAUAUCCAAACUAUUCCAAGCACCUGGAAGGAAAGAUUUGAAAAGAGCACUCAAUUUUGGACUGAUAUCUUGGUAGAAAGAAUUGGAAAGAAGCUUUAUCAGAGAGAGGAUCCUCCACUUCACAUGGCAGAUAUGGAAGAAAUUAUUCAACGAAAUCAUUUCGAUGCUUUAUUUGAAAUUGAGGAUAUGAAUGAAAUGGAAGUAUUGAACAAGUUUAAACGAUUUGACAUUUUGAAGGAACUUUCGGAAUGUAAUGUAUUGAGUUGGGUUUUACCAGAAAGUAUUGACGAAAGUGAAAAGACGAAAUUAGAAGAAACAUUUACCUUCUUCUUGUAUAGAUUUAGACAUUUUUUGAAAAGGAGAUUCAACUUGUUCGUUACCAAUGACAAGACAAUUUAUAAUAGAGCUGCCCUCUUUAUGCCUCAAGUGUUAUUGAUGGAGGAGAAGAGAUCAACAUCAAUUGCUGCCAAUUUGCAUUGUCUUACAAGAAUUCAAGGAGCAGAUGCAUUCACAAUUUCACCUCUCAUCAAACAGAAAGCACUUCCGGUGAUGGUAUUCAGUAGAGAAAUCAAGAAUGAAAUCGAAUAUGUGCAAUACUUUGAAGGAAAGAAUCCAAAGCCAAUCAAGCUGAACGUUGCCAUUCAAAUUGAGGAUUUCCAUGCUCAUUUGAAAGGAAUGGAUGCAAUUGUCAUGGAAUUGGCCCAAUACUUGAGAGAUCACAAUGCCCGUGUUACAAUUAUUAAUUGUGGAAAAUUGGAAAUCAAAUCCUCGAGUGAAAAUAUUCCAGUCAAACGAGUUCAAACCAAAGCAGAGUAUAAGCAAUUGUUGCAAAGUGAAAAAUUCACAGUGGUCAAUGCACACUACUCGACCUUUGGAUUAGAAAUUGCUAAGGAAUUGAACAUUCCAAUUGUUCAAACUCUUCACAAUCAGUACAUGUGGCUUUUGGAGGAUAAGCACAAGAAGUUAUUGGAAAAAUUUUACAAGGCAGAUCAUUAUACAUCCAUGUACACGAGUGUCUCUUCAGAUGUAGCCAUAUUUUCAGAUAUGAAUCUUGGAUUGGAUAUUAACAAGAUGGUUGUGAUUAGUAAUGGAAUUAGUGACUCUCAAUUAGAAGAUUGUCCAUUCAAACCACUGAAAUAUAAUGAGAGAGACCUCGUAUGGGAGAAAAAUAUUUUACCCUACACUGUCAAUCCACAAAUUUUACCUUACAAUAGCACGAAUGGUUAUGUUGUUGUUUCACAAAUGGAUGAUGAGAUUAGUCCAGCAAUGGGACAUCAUGUUUCUAUUAUUGCUCUUUCCUAUGCAAAGAAGAAGAUUAAAUAUGGAGCUCAACCACUCUUGAUAAUAAGUGGCCAAUUUAUUAACAGCAAGUAUGAGCAAUAUGUGAAAAAGUUAAUUAUUGACAAUGAUGUUUCAGAUAAUGUUCUCUUUUUGAAUAGAAAUUUCAAAGAUGAAUGCAGUUUAGUGAAGUUUUCAGAUGUUCUCAUUCAUCCAGCCCUUUUGGAAGGUUGGUCAAAACAAGUGGCUCAAGGAGUCAUCUAUGAUAAGGAAGUAGUAGCUGCAUUCAAUGCUGGAGCUUCAGAAAUUAUGUCCAAUCGAUACAUUGAGAAUACCAUGCCAACAGCAUUUGCCAAACUUAUCAAUCCUCCAUCAGUCUAUCACAAAAUUGAAAGAAAGAAUUUCGAUUUACACGAAUUUUUGAUUCAAUCACACUAUGAGUAUGAGCAUUCUGUUUCAGAGGCAUUAUAUGCAAUGUCGGUGGGAAGAACUCCAAAACAAGCUCAUUCAAUUCCAAAAGAUUAUUAUCAAGAGUUGAUGACAUCCUUUGUUUAUGGUGGUUAUAAGAGAUUAUUUGAAUUGAUACAAUUGACUGGAAGCAAUGCUCAAUAUAUUAGUCAUCUUUUUGGUCAAACUUAUCAAUAA
Molecule: messenger RNA, 2847 nt
Organism: Naegleria gruberi
Lineage: Eukaryota; Heterolobosea; Eutetramitea; Acrasida; Naegleriidae
Exons: 1
Coding region: 1-2847 (948 amino acids)
Source: RefSeq, a predicted model, not a curated record